Messenger RNA from Emericellopsis atlantica, 466 nucleotides. RefSeq lists its product as uncharacterized. NCBI's taxonomy places the organism in Eukaryota, Fungi, Ascomycota, Sordariomycetes, Hypocreales, Bionectriaceae. The transcript has a single exon. Bases 136 to 351 code for a protein of 71 amino acids. The record is from RefSeq and is a predicted model, not a curated record.
GCAGUAUUGAUGGGGGCCAGCAUGUUCUCGGGCGAAAGUCCGCCAGAAACCAGUCAUGGGAAGGGAUCGGUCAUGGUGCCUCCAGUCACCUCCGCUCCACGUCUGCCAAAGCCAUGUAUAUAGAAGGUUCGUCUGAUGGUGAUGGUGUUGGCUGGACAGUCUCGAGGUGGAGUUCCAGCUGCGUAUCUGGCGUUCGCGAUGCUAUUCCGGACUGGGUAUUCGAGAUACUUGGCAAAGCGCUCAGCUGGUGGUUUUUGGUGCUUGACACGUAGUCAAAGGGGACUGCGUGAGGCCGACAGAGGAGAUAGCGCGACCGGGGGGGAUGUAGCUCGAUUAGAGCGAGAGGAGUGAAAGUGAGGUGGGCGCGUUGGCCAAGGAGAACAAGGAAACUUGAGUUGUGGGUUUGCUCCCUGGUGGAUAUCCCCCAUCGCAACCAUGGACUCCAAAGGGUGGCCAGACAUCCUGU